Molecule: messenger RNA, 1839 nt
Organism: Aspergillus calidoustus
Lineage: Eukaryota; Fungi; Ascomycota; Eurotiomycetes; Eurotiales; Aspergillaceae
Source: the annotation of a GenBank genome assembly
AUGUCGGGCAACAAUCCCGUGGCCCCGCUAGACGAGCAGCAGCUCCAAAAACAACAGCACCAGCAGAAACUGUCGCAACAUGAGGAAACGGAGAGCCAGCAACCAGAUUACUCGACAUGGAGUACCACCAGCCUCAUCGACAGGAUUACCGAACUAGAGCGCCAAUUGCACACGCGGACAGCAGAGUACACCCCUGCUCACCCGAAGUCCCAGGAACCGGAGCCGAAAAAGAUACCUAAAUGGCUAGCGACGGGCAAGUUCUCCCCGGACGAUAUCGCCCAUGCGCCCGGUGCGCGCAUCCCGAAGCCGCCACGGAAGAUGGAUCCGACAAAGUACAACUUCCGGCAUAUUGCACUGAAGUUUGCGUAUCUCGGACAGCGUUACAAUGGCCUAGAACAUGCGAAUAAUAACGUGACACCAUUGCCGACUAUUGAGGAGGUGCUGUGGAAGGCGUUGCGGAAGACGCGGCUGAUCUUCCCGACUGAUAUGGAGGAUGAUGAAGGGGUGGAUUUGCUUGAUGAGGAAAGAGGCUCGGAGCCCAUUAAUCUUAGCUGGGAAGGGUGUGAGUAUUCCAAGGCUGGACGGACUGACCGUGGUGUCAGUGCUUUUGGCCAGGUUGUUGGCAUUAGGGUGCGCAGUGCCCGGCCGAAACCCAAGGAUUCGGAGCCGGGUGAGGAUUCAGAUGCUACUACUGGGAAAACGGAUGAGAACUGGGACGAUGUUGCAGAUGAGCUACCAUAUAUAAGCUUGCUGAACAAGACACUCCCGGAAGACGUUCGUGUGUUAGCAUGGUGCCCGAAUCCACCUGAAGGAUUCGAUGCUCGCUUUUCUUGUCGAGGACGACAUUACAAGUACUUCUUCACACAACCCGCCUUUUCCCCGACACCAGGUCCUUUUGGGUUUGCUCCUCGUGGUGGACCAAAUGCCCCACCGCCCAAUUAUCGAGAAGGAUGGCUUGAUAUCGAUGCUAUGCGUGAAGCAGCAAAACACUUUGAGGGUGUGCAUGACUUUCGAAACUUCUGCAAGGUGGACACAAGCAAGCAGAUUGAGAAUUUCAGACGAAUCAUAUACCGAUCCGAUAUUGAAUUGCUCGAUCCCGAAAGCAGUCUAGGCUAUGUGAGCGCUCCAGAUUUUCGAGCUUCAGAACAGCCUGCUACCGAUAAUGCCGUUGAAAAAGCACAGAGCCCAUCGCCGGCCGGAAGUCAGGUGUAUGUAUUUGACUUGCAAGGGUCCGCCUUUCUGUGGCACCAAGUGAGGCACAUGGUCGGUAUCCUGUUUCUGGUAGGGCAAGGCCUCGAGUCACCAUCUAUUGUGCCUGAACUGCUCGACAUCUCGAAGAACCCACGCAAGCCGAUAUACGAAAUGGCGUCUGAUGCUCCGUUGGUUCUCUGGGAUUGCACCUUUCCUGAAGAGGGCAGUGACAGUCGCGAGGACGCACUUGAGUGGGUGUAUGCGGGCGACUCUAGGCAGGUACGAUCCCAGUACGCCAGAGGCGGCGGGAAAUACGGCGCAAGUGGCGUGAUUGAGGAUCUCUGGGCUGUUUGGAGACAACGCAAGAUGGAUGAGAUCUUGGCCAGCGCAUUGCUGGAUCUGGUCGUUAAGCAAGGAGAUCAGAGUAGUGCCCAGUUUACUGAUGUCAAGAACAUUGAAAGGGAGAUACGGGGCAGGGGUCAGAAGGUCUUUAAUGGGGCAAACGGAGCCAAAAUUGGUGGCAAGUAUAUCCCGCUUCUGCAGAAAAGGAAACUUGAGCCUGUUGAAGUUCUCAAUGCAAGAUGGCUGGCAGCAAAGCAACGAAAGACGGAAGAAAAAGAUGCUCAGGGAAGCAAUAACGAGACAUAG